UUUUCUCAAAACUUUUAUUCUGAAAGUCCCAGACGCACUCUUUUAUUUCCGUAUUUGCGUCCUUCCUGCAUGCUGCCUCUUCAUUGCUUCUUUAUACUUCAUUCUGACAUUGAUCCUAAAUAAAUAAUUAUGUCUCUGGAGGUGGAAUCUGCGGACGUGAUCCGUCUGAUAAUGCAGUACCUUAAAGAAAACAAUCUGCACCGCACUCUGGCCAGUUUGCAAGAAGAGACAACAGUUUCUCUGAACACUGUGGACAGUAUAGACAGCUUUGUGGCAGACAUCAACAGUGGUCACUGGGACACAGUUCUGCAAGCCAUCCAGUCGCUCAAGCUGCCUGAUAAAACCCUUGUAGACCUUUAUGAACAGGUUGUGUUAGAGCUGAUUGAGCUGAGAGAACUGGGUGCAGCUCGCUCACUUCUCAGGCAGACAGACCCCAUGAUCAUGCUCAAACAAACCCAACCAGAGAGAUACAUUCACCUGGAGAAUCUGCUGGCACGUUCGUACUUUGAUCCCAGAGAGGCAUAUCCUGAUGGCAGCAGUAAAGAGAAACGUCGAGCCGCCAUUGCCCAGGCUCUGGCUGGAGAAGUCAGUGUUGUGCCACCAUCUCGUCUCUUAGCUCUGCUGGGACAGUCACUGAAGUGGCAACAGCACCAGGGUCUCCUUCCUCCUGGUAUGACCAUUGACUUGUUCAGAGGUAAAGCUGCUGUGAAAGAUGUGGAGGAGGAACGCUUCCCAACUCAACUCAGCAGACACAUCAAGUUUGGACAGAAAUCUCAUGUGGAGUGUUCACGGUUCUCCCCUGAUGGUCAGUACCUGGUCACUGGCUCUGUGGAUGGUUUCAUUGAGGUUUGGAACUUCACCACAGGCAAAAUCAGAAAGGAUCUCAAGUACCAGGCUCAAGAUAAUUUCAUGAUGAUGGAUGAUGCAGUGUUGUGUAUGUGCUUCAGUCGAGACACAGAGAUGUUGGCCACUGGAGCGCAGGAUGGAAAAAUCAAGGUGUGGAAGAUCCAGAGUGGUCAGUGUCUGAGAAGGUUUGAGAGAGCGCACAGUAAAGGAGUUACAUGUAUCACCUUCUGUAAAGACAGCAGCCAGCUCCUCAGUGCCUCCUUUGACCAGACAAUCAGAAUCUUGGGGCUGAAAUCUGGAAAGACUCUGAAGGAGUUUCGCGGGCAUUCAUCCUUUGUAAAUGAAGCCACCUUCACUCCAGAUGGACACCACAUUAUCAGUGCUUCUUCUGACGGUACAGUGAAGAUGUGGAAUGUGAAGACCACGGAGUGCACCAGCACAUUCAAACCUCUAGGUUCUUCUGUGGGUACUGACAUCACAGUGAACAAUGUGAUCCUGCUGCCAAAGAACCCAGAGCACUUUGUAGUGUGUAACCGCUCCAACACUGUGGUCAUCAUGAACAUGCAGGGACAGAUCGUCAGAAGUUUCAGCUCUGGUAAGAGAGAAGGCGGAGACUUUGUGUGCUGCACUCUGUCACCCCGCGGCGAGUGGAUCUACUGCGUGGGUGAAGAUUUUGUGCUGUACUGCUUUAGCACAGUCACAGGCAAACUGGAGAGAACGCUGACGGUCCAUGAAAAAGAUGUGAUUGGCAUUGCCCACCACCCUCACCAGAACCUGAUCAGCACCUAUAGUGAAGAUGGACUCUUAAAGCUCUGGAAACCUUAAGUUACUUACCCUAAAUUUUUCUCUCUCUGGACUUUUUUUUUUUUUUGCUUUUCAUGCAGUUGUAAAGGCCUUGUCGCUUCACUCAGUCACAACCUUAAAUACAUUUAGCUGCAUGUGUGCGCGCGUGUGUGUGUGUGUCUGUUAUACAUAAACAUGUACAGUUGUUGUUUUUUUAAUUUUUGUAAAGCAGAAAUAAAGAAAGUUCAGCUAAAUGUUGACAGUUAUUACCAGCAGUUCUGUUUCUGUAGCUAAAUAAGUAGCUUUCAUUCCACUUCAAAUGUAUUGUUAUUCCAUUAAUUAAAAAAUAUUUUUUCUCACUGUGAAAA
Cynoglossus semilaevis (tongue sole) is the source of this 1997-nucleotide messenger RNA. RefSeq names its product SMU1 DNA replication regulator and spliceosomal factor a (gene smu1a). Gene Ontology annotation, biological process: mRNA splicing, via spliceosome. NCBI's taxonomy places the organism in Eukaryota, Metazoa, Chordata, Actinopteri, Pleuronectiformes, Cynoglossidae. Bases 130 to 1671 code for a protein of 513 amino acids. The transcript has 12 exons. Gene Ontology annotation, molecular function: protein binding. The record is from RefSeq and is a predicted model, not a curated record.